AUGUGCUUUUCAGGUUGGUCCAUGAGCAAGUCAGGUUUAGAGCAGACCAAUUGGGCUGGUACUUGGAACGGUGUGAUGGAAGCAUAUCCAGAAAGUGAAUUAGGUUCUGGCUGGAACGUGACACUGGAGAUCGGACCUUAUCCAAUGGUUGAUGAAAGUUGCACAAAAUGGCGGAGCACAUUCACCGAGAAUGGAGUUGUGCAAGCAAUCAAGGACUAUCGUUUCUGUCGAGGGCAUGGCGCUGAAGAUUUGUAUACGGAUGAGGGUGGCGGCGUGACGAUAGCUGCACAAUGGAUUAACAAUGUGCUGGUAUCACCAUUCAAAUAUAAGGGUGUAUUUGCUGUGCACAGGAUGCAAAUGCGUGGAGACGUUCUCGAAGAAGAGACUUUGAUUGUUGAUGACACGCAAGCUAGUCCGGACGUUGUUGUUUCAAUACGAGCACAUAGUAUUCAUCUCAUAAAAAUGAAAAAAAUAUCCGCUGAAGCAUAA
This is a messenger RNA of Rotaria sp. Silwood2, 489 nucleotides long. The record is from the annotation of a GenBank genome assembly. Lineage: Eukaryota; Metazoa; Rotifera; Eurotatoria; Philodinida; Philodinidae.